This is a messenger RNA of Tachyglossus aculeatus (Australian echidna), 4437 nucleotides long. It is a transcript of the gene FLRT2, whose product is annotated as fibronectin leucine rich transmembrane protein 2. Bases 686 to 2668 code for a protein of 660 amino acids. The record is from RefSeq and is a predicted model, not a curated record. NCBI's taxonomy places the organism in Eukaryota, Metazoa, Chordata, Mammalia, Monotremata, Tachyglossidae. Gene Ontology annotation, molecular function: protein binding. The transcript is spliced from 2 exons.
UUGGGAGGAAUAACCGAGAAAAGGCGUUUUAACCACUUCCACCGAGGGUUUAUCUGUGCCUUCCCCUGUGGGGUCCGGGGGGAAGGAUCCAAGAGGCGCGGCUCCCUCCCGGCCGGACAUCUGGGAACGGGUGGCCAGAGUCCACCAUGGGAAGGAGAGACCUGGGUGGCGACCCUUAAAGCAGUACCAUGCCGCAGGAGCCCAGAUGCCACUGUGCCAGCUUUUUCCCACCGCACCUUCCGGACCCGGCUGGAUUUGGAUGAAUCAUCCCCGGAGGGGGCGGACCCGCGAACAGCAGGUAAAGGAGCUUCAGGCUUCUCCCAUCCAGGAUUGAUCGAGCUGAAGUAAAAAACUGUGCAGGCAGAACCAAGCUAUCUUGAAUCAACAUAGAAGAAGGAGGAUCUGCUUCUGUUGGUCCCUGGCAACUUCAACUAGACUCUUGACUGGUGGGAACUGCACAGUUACAGCAUUUCAGUGUACAAGGAGGAGAACCGCACAGCGAACAACCCAGGCUAAUGAAGCAGUGGCUUUUUGACUGAGAACAGAUAAUUAUUUCAUCAUUAGCCUUCCAGACUUUACCUCUCAUUUGAGUGCUGGACACAAACAAAGCCAAUUUCAAUCACUUCAGUUUGGUUCCCUAUCUUUUUUUUCCCACCUCCCUAUCUCUUGUUUCUUCACUUUAGAAAUGGGCCUGCAGACUAUGAAGGGGCCCAUUCAACGGGUCUCUUUCCUGAGAUCAUGGGUUAUCAUUUCCCUGGGGCUCUCCAUGCAGGUUUCACAAAGUGUGGCCUGUCCAAGCGUGUGCCGCUGUGACCGAAACUUUGUCUACUGUAAUGAGCGAAGCUUGACCUCAGUGCCUCUUGGGAUACCGGAGGGCGUAACCGUACUCUACCUCCACAAUAACCAAAUUAAUAAUGCUGGAUUUCCUGCAGAACUGCACAAUGUCCAGUCAGUACACACAGUUUACCUGUACGGCAACCAACUGGAUGAGUUUCCCAUGAACCUUCCCAAGAAUGUCAAGGUUCUACACCUGCAGGAGAACAACAUUCAGACCAUUUCCCGAGCUGCCCUCGCCCAGCUCUUAAAGCUCGAAGAACUGCACCUGGACGACAACUCCAUCUCGACUGUGGGUGUGGAAGAUGGGGCAUUCCGGGAGGCCAUCAGCCUAAAGCUGUUAUUUCUGUCCAAGAAUCACCUGAGCAGUGUCCCAGUUGGCCUUCCUGUGGACCUACAGGAACUGAGGGUGGAUGAAAAUCGAAUUGCCGUGAUAUCAGACAUGGCUUUCCAGAACCUCACAAGCUUGGAGCGCCUGAUUGUGGACGGCAAUCUCCUGACCAACAAGGGCAUUGCCGAAGGCACCUUCAGCCAUCUUGCCAGACUCAAGGAGUUCUCAAUAGUUAGGAAUUCUCUCUCCCAUCCUCCACCUGAUCUCCCAGGCAACCACUUGGUCAGACUCUACUUACAGGACAACCAGAUAACUCACAUUCCUUUGACAGCCUUUUCCAAUCUCCACAAGCUGGAGCGACUGGAUAUUUCUAACAAUCAGCUGCGGGUGCUGGUGCAAGGUGUCUUCGAUGAUCUCUCCAACCUGAAGCAGCUCACUGCACGGAACAAUCCAUGGCUAUGUGACUGCAGCAUCAAGUGGGUCACCGAGUGGCUUAGGUUUAUUCCCCCAUCACUCAAUGUGCGGGGUUUUAUGUGCCAGGGGCCGGAACAGGUCCGGGGGAUGGCCGUCCGGGAGCUGAAUAUGAAUCUAUUGUCAUGCCCCACCACCACCCCUGGUCGGUCCCUUGUCAUCCUGUCCCCAAGCCCAAUGCCCACUGUCCAGCUUUCCACUUUGCCUGCUCCAACCCUUAGCAAAAACUCUACUCUUCCAAUGCCCACCCAAUCCAAACUCCCCACCGUGCCUGACUGGGAGGGCAGAGACAGGGCGACCCCUCCAAUUGCCGAACGGAUCCAGCUCUCUGUCCAUUUUGUGAAUGACACUUGCAUUCAAGUCAGUUGGAUCUCUGUUUUCACCGUGAUGGCAUACAAACUCACUUGGGUUAAAAUGGGGCAUAGCCUGGUAGGGGGCAUCGUACAAGAACGGAUAGUCAGUGGCGAGAAGCAACACCUGAGUCUGGUCAAUUUGGAGCCCAGAUCCACCUACCGGAUUUGUUUAGUGCCGCUGGAUGCUUUCAAUUACCGUGCAGGGGAAGAGACAGUCUGUUCAGAAGCCACCACCGAUGCCUCUCCUUUAAGCAAUGGCUCUUCCAAUACAGCCUCCAGCCAUGAGCAGACGACUUCUCAGAGCUUGGGCUCCCCAUUCCUGCUGGCCGGCUUGAUUGGAGGGGCAGUGAUAUUUGUGCUUGUGGUCCUGCUCAGCAUCUUUUGCUGGCACAUGCACAAGAAAGGGCGCUACACCUCCCAGAAGUGGAAAUACAACCGGGGCCGGCGGAAAGAUGAUUACUGUGAGGCAGGCACUAAAAAAGACAACUCCAUCUUGGAGAUGACAGAAACCAGCUUUCAGAUCGUCUCUUUAAAUAACGAUCAGCUCCUUAAAGGAGAUUUCAGACUGCAACCCAUUUACACCCCAAAUGGGGGCAUUAAUUACACAGACUGCCACAUUCCCAACAACAUGCGAUACUGCAACAGCAGUGUUCCAGAUUUGGAGCAUUGUCAUACGUGAUGGCGAGGGGCAGCAAGAUGCUUAAGUGGACAACUGAGACUCCGAGGACACAUACACACACAAACAUGCGCACACAUACACACAAAUACAUUUGAUAAAUGUUACACAGAUGCGUUUGUGCAUUUGAAUACUCUGUAAUUUAUACGGUGUACUAUAUAAUGGGAUUUAAAAAAAGUGCUAUCUUUUCUAUUUCAAGUUAAUUGCAAACAGUUUUGUAACUCUUUGCCUUUUAAAUCUUUAAAAAAAUUGUUGCUGAAGUACUGUACAGGGUUGUACAAUGAGAACCCAAUGCCAUGGCAAAGGAAAGACUGAAUCUUUCUUACGAUGCACAUUAACCACUUUGCUGUCGAAGCUGUCAGAAUAGGUUCCUUUUUAAGAGUGGAUUCAUUGUUAAGUGCUGGCAGUCAAGGUAUACGUGCAGAUUCAAAUGGACUCAUCAGGGACUGGAUAACAAAACUGAGAUAAGAUGAAAUUUGACCCACGUGUUUUCCUGGUUCUUCUGUAUUUCCUGGUUAUGAGUUGAAGUAGAAGUGCCAAAAUAUUAUGAGAAAAGAGGUUCUGACUCUAAUCCUGGUUUGACACAAAGUAGGAAAUAACUAAAACAUCACAGGAAAAUCUUUUAUUUUGAGAUGCUUCAGCCCAAGAGGAUUUGAUAAGAUUUGGAAAAGCAUUCAGACUUUCACGGAGACUAUCUCUAAAUAAAUCAGAUUAAUGAUCCAAUCUUUUUGCCUGAGUAGCGUAAGCUAUACCAGAAAAGAGAAGGGAAUGGUUGAACUAAAUUCAGGUGAAGGGAAAAAAACUCAGUUCAGAACAUUGUUUUAGGUGAGAAGAGGAAGGGCAGAAAAAUGUGGAGGUUUUUUUUUUUUUGGAAUACUGAUAAUUAUUUGGAAAAUCAUAUUUUUCCUGAAUAUAUUCUUAUCCUUUUUCUAAUUUCUUGUCUUCCACUUAGACAUUUUUGGAAAAUGAAAGAAACUGUUUUGUUUGGAGGCUCCAAAUGUUCUCUCUCCUUCGGUUUCUGUCUUCCCUUGGUGUUCUAAUGGGAAUCACAGAGGACACUCAAGUCCAGCCAUGGACACACCCAACUCCAAGAUUGUUUUGUCCAUGUUCUUCAGGCAAACUUUUGUUGAUCCAAAAUAGCAUUUUGUUCAGUGACUCCUCCGCUUAUCUAAUCUUGUGCUUUUCACUGUUAGAAUUUCAUUUGUUUCUAUUCAGUGUGGGUUUCCUCUUCAUUGGGAGUUGUAGAGAGCUAACUAAUCUCACUUAUAAUGUCAGGGCAAAAGAAUCAAAAUAGCUAUUUAGUAUUACCAGAGCAGGGGAUAGAGGGGUUUUUGUUGUUGUUGUUGUUGCUUUUUGGUUUGUUUUUUUUAAGGAAGUUGUAAUGGUCCAAGCUUGUAAUCCUGAUUUUUUUUAAGAUGUGUCCCUCUUCUGAGAGGGCACAGUAGUAUUCUAUUUUUCAUCCAUUAGAUGUAGAAGGGCUAUGCCUAGAGAGAGAAUCUAGGAAUUAUCUGAGAGCUGCAUCCUUUAAACCUUCUUGAUAAAAUCAAAUUUUUAAAUUUCAUUCUUUGGCUCUAAAGCUGCUGUUUUUUCUAGCUAUUUCAGUGGUGCAAACUUUAUGUGACCUAUGCAAUUUUUUUUUCCUGGUAGCUUUGCAUUUCCACAUCAGUAUCUCCAUGUUGCAUGUUUUAACUAUCUUGGCCAACCUCACAUAAGCAGAACAGAAUUUAGUUCAUAUAUACCCUGACUGUAGAAUUAUGCUUGACACAAAUUUC